CAAUGCCAUUCCUCCGCCCAGCCCUCCGCGCCCGCCCUCUCGCCGCCCUCCCCAGAGCCGCCCCCCCCGCUGCCCUCCACACCGCCCGCCCGCGCCUCCACCCCGCCGGCAGCAAGCCCCCUGCCCCCGGCGGCGGGGAGCGCGCCCCCCUUUCCCCGGAGGACGACCCGAAGCAAGGCGGGAAAGGGUUCCUUGGUGCCCUCUUCUACGGAUCCAAAGAAGCCAAGGCUGAAGGCCUCAUCGACCCCGACCCCAGCAAACAGGCGCACUCCACCAUCAUCGGCCGGGGCAAGUACGUGCACGAAAAGAUCACCCACGCCGUCGUCCCCGCCCACCGGGCCCAGUACCUCGCGUCCGCCGAAAAGUACUUUACCUCCAUGGUGCAGAGGAAUGGCGAGCUCGGCGGCGUCAAGCUGAUGGGCAGCUGGGAGAGUAUCGUAGGCGAUGUCGGCAGUUUUACCCAUCUGUUGGAGUAUGAAGGCUACAAGGGAUUCGACGCCACCCGCCGAGCUAUCGCCGCAGACAAGGAGAUGUCGUCCCUCCAAUCUGACAUGCUCCCACACCUGAUCUCGCGCCAAAGUCAACUCCUUUCCGAAUUCUCCUUUUGGCCCUCGUCCCCGCCUCAUGAUUCUGGGUACCCUGAUGGAGGGAUUUUCGAGAUGAGGAGUUAUUUGUUACAGCCAGGCAAGCUGUUGGAGUGGGAGUACGCUUGGCGGAAAGGGCUGGAGGCGAGAAAGAGGUUUGUUCAACCGGUAGGAGCAUUCUUCUCCCAAGCGGGGCAAUUACACGAAGUACAUCAUAUUUGGCAAUACCCGGAUAUGGAAACACGUAAACGUACAAGAGACCAAGCUUGGUCUGUAGGCAGUUGGGCCGAUACCGUCCGUGACACCGUCAAACUUGCCUAUGGUAUGAAAUCUACCAUCAUGGUCCCUUGUUCCUGGAGUCCUAUCCGAUAGGACUGAAUGGUUGAAUGAAGAGGGAUGGAGGGAGGAAAGUAAAUGCCUGCAUCCAUAAACCCGGAAUUCGAAAUGGAGGUUGAAGAUUAAAGAUGAAGAUGAAGCAGUUAAACAUGCACGUCAUAUAUAUAUA
This is a messenger RNA of Cryptococcus deneoformans JEC21, 1089 nucleotides long. RefSeq lists its product as hypothetical. The coding region runs from base 3 to 956 and encodes 317 amino acids. The transcript has 5 exons. The record is from RefSeq and is a predicted model, not a curated record. NCBI's taxonomy places the organism in Eukaryota, Fungi, Basidiomycota, Tremellomycetes, Tremellales, Cryptococcaceae. Gene Ontology annotation, cellular component: mitochondrion.